This is a messenger RNA of Enterobius vermicularis (human pinworm), 378 nucleotides long. NCBI's taxonomy places the organism in Eukaryota, Metazoa, Nematoda, Chromadorea, Rhabditida, Oxyuridae. The record is from the annotation of a GenBank genome assembly.
AUGAUUUAUUAUGUUGCAUUGAUAGUGGCCACCACUCAACGACCAACUUUUGCAGAACAAGUGGUACUGGAUGAAACUCGGUUUAGUAAUCCUUCGUCGUUCGACUACAGUUUCUACGAUGACGAUGAUAAUGUGGCAGAUAGCAAUGACAUCUACGAUGAACUUGUUCCUUACUUACCUGGUUUCAAUGUGCAUAAAAAUGGUGUCGACAUCGGUUACACAAGGGUACCAAUUGUUACUCGAAAAGCUGCUCUAUGGUCAACACAAACGACUCGUCCGUCAAAUUCCGGAACUUAUCGUGGUUGGCAUACUACUCCGAUUCCAAGGUACGGAACACCAGCAAAUCAUCCGAUCUACGAACUUAACACUAUUGAGUAG